Haemonchus placei is the source of this 288-nucleotide messenger RNA. The record is from the annotation of a GenBank genome assembly. NCBI's taxonomy places the organism in Eukaryota, Metazoa, Nematoda, Chromadorea, Rhabditida, Trichostrongylidae.
UUGUCCAAAAUUGAUCGUACAGCGCACAAGCAAUUAAGCACCGUUCAAAAAGAACAGUUAUACGAGUCUCGUUCCCUUCACCAAUCUCAAAAUCCAAAUACAUGCGCCAGUUCUUCAGCUGUUCUGCCUCCAGAGGUUUCACGUGAAAAUAUGGUCUCUUGAUCUGCUCUUCAAAAGGCAAGCGAGCGACAAUCAUUGCCUCUGUUUCUUUGUGCCAUCGGUAACGCGUUGAUAGUAUUUCCGCGCGGAAAUGUGGAAGUGCUUCCGGGUGAAUCUUUUUCCGAAUAA